This is a messenger RNA of Metarhizium brunneum ARSEF 3297, 2292 nucleotides long. RefSeq names its product Phosphatidylinositol 4-kinase (gene lsb6). Gene Ontology annotation, molecular function: 1-phosphatidylinositol 4-kinase activity. The record is from RefSeq and is a predicted model, not a curated record. Gene Ontology annotation, biological process: endosome organization; Golgi organization; phosphatidylinositol phosphate biosynthetic process. Gene Ontology annotation, cellular component: trans-Golgi network; endosome; plasma membrane. Lineage: Eukaryota; Fungi; Ascomycota; Sordariomycetes; Hypocreales; Clavicipitaceae.
AUGCCGCGGGAUCGACCUCCCACCACGGGCUACGAGCGCCUGGCCCAAGCAGACCAAUUCAGUGACGACUCGGACGAUGAUCUCCUCGCCGCCUCCUCUGCCUCCUUGCAGCCGGCCUCUGCGCCGCGCUUCGCAGCCAUCACACAGCCUCGCCAUCGCUCCGGCAUGAUGAGCCCCAAGGCCAACCAACGGCCGAAGUUUCGAAGACGAGGGGGGUCUCAUGGUGGCGUCGAUCUUAAGGCCAUCAAUGCAAGGUUGGAACGAUGGGCCGACGAAAUUGCCUCUCGAUUCAAGCGCGGGAAGGGCAGAGGUAUUUCGGGCGAGGAGGAAAGACUUGAGAUUCACCACUCCGUCUUCCAGCCUCCAGAGGGAGUGCGGCCCGUUACGGCAGAGGGACUGGCCGAAGACCAACCUGGCGUCAUGACCAAGGCCGAGUUCGAAGCCAUUGUGGAAAGUGUGCGCCUUGCCAUUCGACAAGAGGUCCACCCGAGCAUGAUUUCACAAGGGAGCUCUGGUAGUUAUUUUGCAAGGAAUCCGGAUGGCAAGAUUGUCGGCGUGUUUAAGCCAAAGGAUGAGGAGCCGUAUGCCGCCGGUAAUCCGAAAUGGAACAAAUGGAUUCAUAGAAACCUCUUUCCUUGCUGCUUUGGGCGAGCUUGUCUUAUUCCCAAUCUGUCGUAUGUCAGUGAGGCGGCAGCCUACGUACUCGACUGCCAACUCCGCACCCACCUCGUUCCCUACACAGAUGUUGUCUGGUUAUCGUCAAAAUCAUUCCACUACCCUUUCUGGGACCGACGCAGCUUCUAUCGAAAGAAGAAGCCGCUGCCUGCAAAGCCUGGUAGUUUUCAAGUCUUCCUCAAGGGCUUCAAAGAUGCAAACGUCUUUCUGCGGGAGCACCCCUGGCCAGACCAAUAUUGGUCCGGUUUCCGGGCAAACGAUACGCAUAGGAGUCGCAGGAAGAGAUGGACAGAAAGCUGCCGUCCAUCUACAUCUGGGUCACCGGAAGAUGCCGAUUCCAGCGACGAAGAAUCGCCAGAGGAUGCUGACGGGCCUGCCAGUCCGCCGCGGUUUACGUGGACGGAGCAAAUUAAGCAGUCCUUCAGGGAGGAACUUGAGAAGCUUGUCAUCUUGGACUAUAUCAUGAGAAACACGGAUCGUGGGCUCGACAACUGGAUGGUCAAAGUUGACUGGGAGACGGGCACGGUGUCUGUGGCUUCGGACCCUGUACACCUGAACAUGGAAACACCACAGGACGACCACGAGAACGCUCCCCGACCCGUUGAUCUAGAGCAAAUGCCGCAGUCUGCUACCAGGGCAUCGUACCCUUAUAGGAGCCAGAGGCCCAUGAAUGCUUCGAGCAACAAAUUGGCAUCAAAGGAUCCAGCCAUGCACGUCGGUGCCAUUGACAAUUCGCUUUCGUGGCCUUGGAAACAUCCUGAUGCAUGGCGGAGUUUCCCAUUUGGCUGGCUUUUCCUUCCUGUAGACCUCAUUGGUCGGCCAUUUUCACAAAGGACCAGAGAUCACUUCCUUCCGCUCCUCACUUCUACAGCCUGGUGGGCUCAAACACAAAUGGCGCUCAAGCGAGUCUUCCAGGUGGAUGAAGAUUUCCAGGAGCGCAUGUUUGCCAAGCAAAUCGCCGUCAUGAAGGGCCAGGCUUGGAAUGUUGUGGAGGCACUCAAAACCCCAGACCACGGUCCUCUCGAGCUCACUCGUCGAACCAAAGUAUGCGUCUGGGAUGAUUUGGUCGACGUGCCAGUUGCAGUCCCUAUGCGGGUGACAUCUUCUGAGCUGCGGCGCAACUCCAACGUUCGUCAAUCUAUGGACGAGGCCGACAUCGCUAGCUCUGUACCAGUCAAUCAAGACUCGUCGGCCGACCUCCUUGGACUACAGAGCGCCCCGGUGGACAUGCCACGUUCUGGCCGAUUCGACGAAAUUUCCAGCCCCAACGAUGACGGUGCCCGGUCACCCGACGAGAGACGAUCCAUGAACGGGCCCGACAGGAAUCCAUUUGGGAACCAGGCAGGAUCCCGCUCACUAAACGUCUACGAGCCAGCUCGCCACGGGCCCUACCAACAGCGGAGAUACUCGUUCGCUUCACCGGCAGCUGCAAGGCGGAAUAGUAACACCAUAGCCCAACAGCUGUACGGCGACUCGCAUGAUUCGUACGACGGUGACGACCCCGAUGGGGACUUGGGUUAUGCGGCAGCAGAAGGACAAAUGGGCAACCAGCGCAAGGUCAUCGUGGAGCGGCUUGAAGCCGUCAAGAGCAGAAACCCUGUCUUCACCUGGUGCUGA